Capronia coronata CBS 617.96 is the source of this 1515-nucleotide messenger RNA. RefSeq lists its product as uncharacterized. The transcript has a single exon. Gene Ontology annotation, molecular function: dihydrofolate synthase activity; ATP binding; tetrahydrofolylpolyglutamate synthase activity. The record is from RefSeq and is a predicted model, not a curated record. Lineage: Eukaryota; Fungi; Ascomycota; Eurotiomycetes; Chaetothyriales; Herpotrichiellaceae. Gene Ontology annotation, cellular component: cytoplasm; cytosol; mitochondrion. Bases 1 to 1515 code for a protein of 504 amino acids. Gene Ontology annotation, biological process: folic acid-containing compound biosynthetic process.
AUGAUCAAUCUCGGUCUCCAACGGAUCUCGCGUCUCCUCGCCCCCCUCUUCACAGCCCACCCAACCCUACCCUUCAAAGCCAUCCACAUCGCCGGCACCAACGGCAAAGGCAGCGUCGCGGCGCUCAUCUCGACAGUUCUGUCUGCUUCCGGCUACCGCGUCGGCCGCUUCACUUCGCCCCAUGUGAUCGACCGAUGGGACUGCAUCACGCUCGACCAACAAGUCGUGGACCGUGACCUGUUUUUAUCUGUGGAACGGGAUGUGAAGUCCAAGGCCGGGGCGGGGCCGGGGGGUGAGGAUGCCUCUGAAUUUGAGAUCCUCACAGCUACGGCGUUUGAGUUGUUUGCCGCCGAGAAGGUCGAUGUUGCUGUGGUCGAGUGUGGGCUCGGCGGACGUCUGGAUGCGACGAACGUCCUGAGACCCCAGGAUGUUUUGGUCAGCGUGUUGACCAAGGUCGGGCUCGAUCAUACCGAGUUUCUGGGCGAGACGGUGGAGGCGGUGGCGAGGGAGAAGGUGGGGAUUUUCAAGCCGGGGGUGCCUGUUGUCGUCGAUGAGAGUAAUGAUGGGAUGGUGUUGGAGGUGGUUAGGAAGAAGGUGGAGGAGGUGGAGGUGGAGGUGGAGGAAGAGGAGCUUGCUUCUGGAGAGGGGGCUGGUCUUUUCGUUUUACCUGAAGAUCUGAAGGGGAGGUUGGUGACCGUUCAAGGACUUGCUCAGCUUGGAUUGGCGGAUCAUCAGGUUCAGAAUCUGGUUACGGCGUUUACGGCAUAUUAUAUUGCGGAAGAGCAGCUGGAGAAAUUACGAACAGCGAUACCAUCGACGACACCAUCAACAAGCCCAACAACCUCAACGAGACCGACAGUACCAACGACAUUCGAAGAACGUAUUUCGAAAAUCACACAAUCCCUUCCAUCUCUCGUUCGUCAAGCUCAAUCGUCUCUGCGCGGUCGGCUCGAAUGGCUCAGUCUAUCGCCAACAGUGCUUUCGAUGGACCGAGAGAUUGUUGCAGAUGCAGAUACAGACGCCGAUGGUCCUGUCAAAGUCCUUCUCGACGGAGCGCAUAAUCCCCAAUCAGCGCACGCAUUGGCCGACUAUGUCGAUGGCCAUAUCCGAGGCGAUUGUCCCGUGACUUGGGUCCUGGCCGCAAAGAAUGACAAGGAUGUCCGCUCCAUGCUGUCGAUUCUGCUGAGAUCCUCGGAUAAUAUCGUCACUUGCUCCUUCGGUCCGGUUGAUGGUAUGCCUUGGGUCAAGAGUAUGGAUGCUUCCCAGCUGGCGGGGGUGGUGCGUGAGUUUAUCACUGAUGGUGUUGUCGAGGUGGCUCAGACUGGCUGCGUUGACGAGGCGGUGCGGAAGGCUGUCAAGAUUGCGAGUGGUCGGGGAAGUGAACAGAUCGUGAAUUGCCAAGGGACCGGGAACGGAAAUGGAAAUGGAAAAGGGCCGAUUUGUAUCGCUGGCAGUUUGUACCUGGUUGGCGAUACCUUACGGUGGCUGAGAGAGGCUGAGAUAUCGGGAAAGUGA